CCUUCUCUGUUCUUCUCUGCAGAUCCGCCACCAUGGGGAAUAUGUUUGCAGGCCUCUUUAAGAAUCUCUUUGGGAAGAAAGAGAUGAGAAUUCUGAUGGUGGGCUUGGAUGCUGCUGGAAAAACCACCAUCCUGUACAAACUGAAACUGGGAGAAAUAGUCACCACCAUCCCCACUAUCGGUUUUAAUGUUGAGACGGUAGAGUAUAAGAACAUCAGCUUCACUGUGUGGGAUGUGGGUGGUCAGGAUAAGAUCCGGCCGCUUUGGAGGCACUAUUUCCAGAACACACAAGGCCUGAUUUUUGUUGUGGACAGUAACGAUAGGGAGCGAGUGAAUGAGGCGAGGGAGGAGUUGACGAGGAUGCUGGCGGAGGACGAGUUGAGAGAUGCCGUGCUGCUCGUCUUUGCCAACAAGCAGGAUCUGCCCAACGCGAUGAACGCAGCCGAGAUCACAGAUAAGCUGGGCCUUCAUUCUACUUCGGUCCUCAGUCAAGCGCAUUCAAGCACAAGCCUGUGAAACCUUUCAUUUACACAAAGUCAGUUUGUAGAAUGUCUUAAACUAUUGCCUGUGGGGAAGAAAUCAUUUGACCCUGAGUGUCUGCUUUUUUUUUUUU
Messenger RNA from Sinocyclocheilus anshuiensis, 612 nucleotides. Its product is annotated as ADP-ribosylation factor 1-like. Bases 33 to 515 code for a protein of 160 amino acids. The record is from RefSeq and is a predicted model, not a curated record. NCBI's taxonomy places the organism in Eukaryota, Metazoa, Chordata, Actinopteri, Cypriniformes, Cyprinidae. The transcript has 4 exons. Gene Ontology annotation, molecular function: GTP binding; GTPase activity.